Molecule: messenger RNA, 585 nt
Organism: Drosophila ficusphila
Lineage: Eukaryota; Metazoa; Arthropoda; Insecta; Diptera; Drosophilidae
Product: general odorant-binding protein 99a
Exons: 2
Coding region: 88-516 (142 amino acids)
Biological process (GO): sensory perception of smell
Molecular function (GO): odorant binding
Source: RefSeq, a predicted model, not a curated record
CUCGAUGAAGUAUAAAUAGCGGCCGUCUGGCUGGAUUUCUCAACAGUCUUCCCUCGAUCGCUGAACGAACAACUUAAAGAAAGCAAUAUGAAGGUUUUCGUUGCCAUCUGUGUGUUGAUCGGCCUGGCCUCCGCUGAUUAUGUGGUUAGGAACCGGAACGACAUGCUGAACUAUCGGGAGGAGUGCGUCAAGGAGCUGGCUAUUCCCGUGGAUCUGGUAGAGAAGUACCAGAAGUUCGAGUACCCCAAUGACCCCAAGACCCAGUGCUACCUCAAGUGCGUCUUCACCAAGUGGGACCUGUUCGAUGUGCAGAACGGCUUCAAUGUGGAGAACAUCCACCAGCAGCUGGUGGGCAACCAUGCCGAUCACAACGAGGCCUUCCACGCCACCUUGGCCGCCUGUGUAGACAAGAAUGAGCAGGGAUCCAACGCCUGUGAGUGGGCCUACCGCGGAGCCACUUGCAUUCUGCGGGAGAACGCUGCCCAGAUCCAGAAGAGCCUGGCCCCCAAGGCUUAGGAAGGUCUUCAUAACACAAAUGUACUGAUAAGCAUACAUUAAGUAAUAAAGUAAAUGAUUUUGUACAAA